AUGGCUGCGAUUGAGGAAGAAAACGUGGAAAAUGAUGUCAAUGUUUCUAUCGUUUGGACAAAUACCAAGAUUGAAAUGCUAAUAGAAAAUGUUAAAAAAUACAAUAUUCUCUUCGAUGUCACAUAUAAAGAGUACAAGAACAAAAGUAUGAAAGAGAAUGCAUGGAAGAAAGUCGCUGAUGAACUGGAAUUUCCAGUUCACAUUUGUCAAACUAAAUGGAAAGGACUUCGUGACACAUUUACAGAAAAUGUUCGACGUGAAAAACUUCCAUCUGGAUCAGGAAGAAAGAAAGUGAUAAGAUGGAGGUGUUUCGAGCAUAUGCAGUUUGUAAGAGAUUGCAUUUCACACAGAACAAGUUCCAGUAACAUUGGUUUUGUGCCAACAUACAGUGAAAAUGAAGGAAAAGCUUGUCCAGAGAAAGGUGAAUGCAUUGAAAUUGAAUUACCAUUGCAAAGCAGUAGCACAUUGCCAUUGGAAGUUUCUUCUUCUGAAGUGUCAACCAAGAACAAAACUAGUACAGAGAAGCUAGAUUUAAAAAGAAUGCCAUCAAGUGUGCAUAAUUCUCCGAUAAAGAAGAAAAAAAAAUGUUGA
Dendronephthya gigantea is the source of this 591-nucleotide messenger RNA. RefSeq lists its product as uncharacterized. Bases 1 to 591 code for a protein of 196 amino acids. Gene Ontology annotation, cellular component: transcription regulator complex; nucleus. NCBI's taxonomy places the organism in Eukaryota, Metazoa, Cnidaria, Anthozoa, Malacalcyonacea, Nephtheidae. The transcript has 2 exons. The record is from RefSeq and is a predicted model, not a curated record. Gene Ontology annotation, biological process: regulation of transcription by RNA polymerase II.